GAGAGAGAGAGAGAGGUGACUAGAGUGAUGGGACCCGGCUGAGGGAACAGCAGCCAGUGAUCACUCUCCGAGCUGGUAAUGACAGGCAGACAGAUGUGAAGGAUGACUUCUUGCUCAGAGAUCUGUGGGUCAGAGUAUGUUGAGCAAGCCCAGGCCAGCGGGAACUGCCAGCAGUACGGAGUCCGCUCCUAUCUCCACCAGUUUUAUGAGGAGUGCACUGCUUCCAUCUGGGAACGUGAUGAAGAUUUUCAGAUUCAGAGAUCGCCUAGUCGGUGGAGCUCUUUACUCUGGAAGGUCUGUCUCGCGUUCGGUACCCUGAUCUUGUUGGCGGGCCUCAUUGUCCUCCUGGUGGGCUACGCCACCCCUGCCAGGAUUGAGGCUUUUGGCGAGGAUGAUCUCCUCUUUGUCGACAGCCAUGCCGUCACUUUCAACCGUGCACUGGAUGUUUGCAAACUGACGGGUGCCGUGCUGUUCUGUGUGGGAGGCACCUCCAUGGCCGUGGGAUUCCUGCUGUCUGCCUUUGCCAAGAACUACUCCAAAGAGGAGCUGUACCUGCAGCAGAAGUUUAAGGAGAGGCUGGCUGAUCUGCACGCAACAGUUGGUAACCCCAUCACGAGAGCACCAACCCCCGGAGAGGGAAAGGUGCCGGUCACGCUCUCCAAAGUCCAGAACAUCCAGCCAGUGACCACGAAGUCGGAGACCUGACAGCAGUCCAGAUGAAGGGAUAAAGUGGAGAAAUGUGCGUGUGCAGGUGGAUGAGUGUGCAGUCCCUGUGUGUGCGUGUGUGUGAGCCCGCGCACGAGUGUGUGUGUAGGUCUAUUGUAUGUGUGCAUCCUCUCUUUUCAAGGGUCAUCUUACAUGACUGAUAUUUCUGAUCCUCGGCCUCCAUGUGCUGUGAAUGAGGUCGGACUUUGUUUUGACAUGUUUCGGAGCCCGGUGUGAGGUUAUAUGAGUGCAACAAUGGUACAGCUCAAGAUGGAAGUUGAAGAUUAUUGAGUAAAGCACAUGCAGGGCUUGCACCAGCAGAUCGUGACAGCUAUGCCCAUCCAAAAACAAACCACAGAGGAAAAACACCACAAGAACAUAACUGCUGAACAUGCAUAAAACCUGAUCUGUUUCCACUGAGUCAGUGUCCGUCUUUGCUUCUCUCAAGAAGUUUUGCACAUCGUAACAAAAGAUGGUGUUUGUGGUACACGGUGUACAAGCAGAGGCAGUGUUGUUUGACGUUAGAAAUGUCCUUAUUCCCUGCUCUGAUCACAAGAAGCACUGAGUAAAGCCCAUAUCUCUGCCUGGUGCCUAAAAGGACAUCGGAUGCUUCAUCCAUGAGUGUUUCUGGGUGUCCGUGUCACUGGGCUUGAGUUGGGUAUGUGUGUGCAACAUAGCCGAUCACAACAACAUGGAGCAUUUUUCGCUUUUAUCUGUUUUUUUAUGCAGCAGCUAGCCAGGAGAGCCCUUUGCAGAAGCGUUGCCGACAGCUCACAGAUUUUUGUCAAAAGAGAUAAGACAUCAGAGCAGAUUUGAACUUAUCUUAAGGGAAGACUUCACACUAACAUUUUCUCCUGUUGGCUUGGACCUCAGACCUUGUCUCGUUGCAUUGAGUCAAUCAGCAGAAGGAUCGAUAGACUAGACGAGACAGAUUGAUAAAGAGAAGGUGCCUGAAUUGACCUAGACAAAACACACAGACUGAAAAAGCCAGUCAUUUUAAAAAGCCUCAAAACUAGACUUAUUACUUGAUAGAUGAGAUAAAAUAUUCUUCACAUAGUUUGUUUUAUUUUCCAGUGCAAUUACUUUUUGGUUUGGCAAGCAGCGGUUACACACGUACACUCUCUCUCUCUCUUAUCCAACUAAUUCAGGCAUAUAUGCAGACACCCAUCUGUCCACACAAGUACAUUUUCAAACUUUCAAAAUAUUUUCAGGCGCCAGACAUGAGCAGGUCGAAAGUUGAACAGGUCUUGUGGAAAUAAAGAUGAAGCGAGGGUGUGAAGAGACAAAACAGAAUGAUAAAGAUGGAUUACAUAACACGGGGUCAAAGAGUGCGCGUUCAGCUCUCCAGUGACUCCACAGCGGCUAGAAAACCUCGUCACAGCUUUCUGUCUGCUGGGGUUCACUGAUACAACAACUGCCCUCCUCGGUUUUCACAAAAAAUCUGAAACACUGUCGGUUAUGUUGUGUUAAAAUAAACUUUCUGACAUAUGUUUACUCAUCUGAAUAUGAACAAAUGAUACAUGAUGAUUUUCCACAUAUCCAUAUACAUCCUACUGCUCUUUUAAACUCAAGUCUAUAAUGCUUGCCUGCUUUUUUACCUUUUAUUUGCAUCAUCACACACCAUAGUUUAGCUUUUUUAUAUAUAUAUUCCCAGAUAAAUAAUGUAUAUAUUUUUUAUUAUUUCUGAUAAUAUUGCUCAUAAAUCAUUGUUUACUGGUCAGUCUUGUGUUAUGCAAGGUCUCUUUGUUAAUUAUUACACACUUGACUCAGACUCAACAGAUUUUUUUUUCAUGACUUAAAUAAUGCAUAAUACAGCUAAUAAUAAUACAUCUCUUUACAAAUAAUCCUCUUUGGGGUAAAGCAACAGUACAGCAGCAAUGCAGCCAACAGUGUGAGUCGAUGAACUGCUAUGUGUAUGUGUGUGUGUGUGUGUGUGUGUGUGUGUGUGUGUGUGUGUAUGUAUCUAUGCGGGUGCGUGCAAUCAUGUAAGAUGACCUUUUGCCGUCAUUCCCACAACCUCCACUCUUCUCUUCCUCGUCUUUUGCCUUUUUCUUCUUUUACUUUUUAUAGUUGUGUGAUGUCAUUUUAACACAUCUGGUCUCAGACAUGACAUAAACACAAAACUAGAACUACGAAGAACAAAACGUCUCAGUUCAAAAGACACCUUAUUAAGCUGCAACUACACUGCUGAGGAAAACAUACCAAGAAGUGAUACAAGCUUUUACGAACAACGAGUUAGCCCUCCAUCGUAGUCAGACUGAUCAGUCGGUGGUCGAUAAAUGUGUUGACUUGUAGUGCCAUGUUGUGAAUAAUGAGUUUGUUUUUAAUCACUGUCAUUUUAUGGAGUGAAUUUGAGCCCUUAAUUUCACACCCAGUUCUAAAUGUUAGAGGAUAUGUUUGUUGGAACUGUUUAAAGGCCACGGUACAUCAACAACCAUUUAGGAAACACAAGCAGGCAGUGUUACCUUUGCCAAGGAUGGGAACAUGGAUGGGUGCAACAAAAACAUCAUGAAACACAGGUUUGUUGUAAUUCCUGGCAAAAUUGCCCAUCUACUUUGGCUCAAAACAUGACCCAUGUAUAUUGUGGCCUUAAAGAUAGCUUCAGUGGCGUGAUGUCUGCCAGACUUCAGGGAAAUUUCAGUGUAAGAUGUUAUUUUUUGUUCUCUUUUAAGUUGGUUAACUUUGAACUAUUUAAUCCAAUAUUCCCUCUUGAGGUGAAUAUAAGUGAAACACGGUUUCAAAAACCUGAAAGAUCCUGAACAGAGUCUACACAGAUACAAGAACAGAAAAUAUUAUCUUUUUUUUUUUUUUUUUUAAAUAAUUCUUUGUGUGACUAGUCUAAUCUCCUUACAGCUGUCUAAACAGGGAGAAACCACACGACUUUCCCCUGUUCAAACAGCCGCAAGCAGAUCAGAUCUGCACCACAAGGGACUAAAACAGACAGUUUUUUUCUGCUGUGUAAAUCCAAGCCAAGGGAAAAAGUUUUCUGGUUUCGACAUCACUUCCUCUGAUUCUACCUUAAGGGUGUCCUGAUGUGCCAGUGGAUUCUAUAGACAUAGAGACGAAGGCCCUGAUUUACUAAAGCCUUUAAUGUGUGCAAAAACAUUUAGCAUGUGCAAAACCGGUGACAUAAUCCGUGACUGCUCAAGAUUGUCUUGCACCCAUGACAGGUGUUAAUGCUGACUUUGAACAGUGAACAUGUUUAAUCACCCAAUAACGGUUUUAGUACAUCUGGGUCCAAGUACACUGCACCUAUUACAUAUUGGAUAAAGAGCAAAUAUAUAUCAAUGUUAAUAUAUGUCUAUUUUUCAAAGAACAUAAUAAAAACUGGAAUAUUCUGCAGCUCAGUAAA
Molecule: messenger RNA, 4057 nt
Organism: Myripristis murdjan (pinecone soldierfish)
Lineage: Eukaryota; Metazoa; Chordata; Actinopteri; Holocentriformes; Holocentridae
Gene: nrsn1
Product: neurensin 1
Exons: 5
Coding region: 103-705 (200 amino acids)
Biological process (GO): nervous system development
Cellular component (GO): neuron projection; neuronal cell body; transport vesicle
Source: RefSeq, a predicted model, not a curated record